AUGGGCAGCAACAAGAGCAAGCCCAAGGAUGCCAGCCAGCGGCGCCGCAGCCUGGAGCCUGCUGAGAGCGCCCACGGUGGCGGCGGCAGCGGUGGGGGUGCCUUCCCCACCUCGCAGACCCCCAGCAAGCCGGCCUCCGCCGAUGGCCACCGCGGCCCCAACUCCGCCUUCUCCCCGGCCGCCGCCGAGCCCAAGCUGUUUGGAGGCUUCAACUCCUCGGACACGGUCACCUCCCCGCAGAGGGCGGGGUCGCUGGCUGGCGGAGUGACCACCUUUGUGGCCCUCUACGACUACGAGUCGCGGACAGAGACCGACCUGUCCUUCAAGAAAGGGGAGCGGCUGCAGAUUGUCAACAACACAGAGGGAGACUGGUGGCUGGCCCACUCGCUCAGCACGGGACAGACGGGCUACAUCCCCAGCAACUACGUGGCGCCCUCCGACUCCAUCCAGGCUGAGGAGUGGUACUUUGGCAAGAUCACGAGACGGGAGUCAGAGCGGCUACUGCUCAACGCAGAGAACCCGAGAGGGACCUUCCUCGUGCGGGAGAGCGAGACCACGAAAGGCGCCUACUGCCUCUCCGUGUCCGACUUCGACAACGCCAAGGGCCUCAACGUGAAGCACUACAAGAUCCGAAAGCUGGACAGCGGCGGCUUCUACAUCACCUCGCGCACCCAGUUCAACAGCCUGCAGCAGCUCGUGGCCUAUUACUCCAAACAUGCCGACGGCCUGUGCCACCGACUCACCACCGUGUGCCCCACGUCCAAGCCGCAGACGCAGGGCCUGGCCAAGGACGCCUGGGAGAUCCCCCGGGAGUCUCUGCGACUGGAGGUCAAGCUGGGCCAGGGCUGCUUUGGAGAGGUGUGGAUGGGGACCUGGAACGGCACCACCAGGGUGGCCAUCAAAACCCUGAAACCAGGCACGAUGUCUCCCGAGGCCUUCCUGCAGGAGGCCCAGGUCAUGAAGAAACUGAGGCACGAGAAGCUGGUGCAGCUGUACGCUGUGGUGUCCGAGGAGCCCAUCUACAUCGUCACGGAGUACAUGAGCAAGGGGAGUUUGCUGGACUUUCUCAAGGGGGAGACGGGCAAGUACCUGCGGCUGCCGCAGCUGGUGGACAUGGCUGCUCAGAUCGCCUCGGGCAUGGCGUACGUGGAGCGGAUGAACUAUGUCCACCGGGACCUCCGUGCCGCCAACAUCCUGGUUGGAGAGAACCUCGUGUGCAAAGUGGCUGACUUCGGCCUGGCCCGGCUCAUCGAGGACAACGAGUACACAGCCCGGCAAGGUGCCAAGUUCCCCAUUAAGUGGACGGCCCCGGAAGCUGCCCUUUAUGGCCGGUUCACCAUCAAGUCCGACGUCUGGUCCUUUGGGAUCCUGCUGACGGAGCUCACGACCAAGGGCCGGGUACCCUACCCCGGGAUGGUGAACCGGGAGGUGCUGGACCAGGUGGAGCGAGGCUACCGGAUGCCCUGCCCACCCGAGUGCCCCGAGUCCCUGCACGACCUCAUGUGCCAGUGCUGGCGGAAGGAGCCCGAGGAACGGCCCACGUUCGAGUACCUGCAGGCCUUCCUGGAGGACUAUUUCACGUCCACUGAGCCCCAGUACCAGCCUGGAGAGAACCUAUAG
This is a messenger RNA of Pipistrellus nathusii (Nathusius's pipistrelle), 1620 nucleotides long. Lineage: Eukaryota; Metazoa; Chordata; Mammalia; Chiroptera; Vespertilionidae. The record is from the annotation of a GenBank genome assembly.